AUGGAGGAGCAGCAGUUUCAAACGAGCGUGGACGUCAGCGUGAGCAACAUGCAGCGCGACGGCGUCGACGUUCCCGAUCCGUUGACGCUGGGCACGGCCAUGAUGCUCACGAACGUCGUGUCGCGCCUCCCCGCCAAGGACGCCGCGCGCACCGCCGCGCUCGCCACGCGCUGGCGCGGCCUCUGGCGCUCCGUACCCUUCGCCGUCGUCGACGCCCACAUCCUCCCGGACAGCGUCCCGGCCGACCACACGAUGCCCGGAGGCGAGGACGUCCUGUCCUGGGCCGUCGCCGCCGUGGCGUCCCGCGUCCUGGACGCUCACCCGGGCCCCUUCCGCUGCGUCCACCUCUCCCGCUGCCACAUGGCGUCGCACCAGGCCGACAUCGAGCGCUGGCUGGAGCUCCUCGCCGCCAAGAGCGUCCAAGAGCUCGUCUUUUUCAACCGCUCGUGGCCGAUCGACCACCCUCUCCCAGGCGCGCUCUACGGCUGCACCACCGUCACCCGCCUGCACCUCGGCAUGUGCAGGGUCCCCAGCACCGCCGGGCUCCCGCACACCACAUGUUUCCCCUACCUCCGGGAGCUUGUCCUCGACACGGUCGCCAUCGAGGAACGAGACCUCCACUUGCUGAUCGACCGGAGCCCCGUCCUGGAGGUGACCACGUCUGCCGAAGUGCACAUCACUGUGGUGGACGCUCCUCGUCUGGAGAGGCUGCUCAUGUGGAUGAUAUCACCUGCCGUGCCAGGCGAGAGUUGCUCAAGGAUCAAGAUUGGCCAUGCACCCAACCUGUGCAUGCUGGGACAUUGGCAGCCGGGAUUUGAACUGGAGAUUGGCAAUACCAUCCUCAAGGUGGGUACUAAAAUGAGCCCAAGCACCAUGGUCCCAUCCGUCAAGAUCUUGGCUUUGGAGAUGGGAUUUGAAGUCCACAAUGAAGUCAAAAUGAUGCCUUGCUUUCUCAAAUGUUUUCCCAACGUCGAGAGGCUACAUGUCUUCUCAUUGAAUGAUGCCCCCAGUGGAAAGGUUGAUCCCAAGUUCUGGAAGGGGAAGGAGCCUGGUUGUAUUGAUUGCGUCCAGAGGCAUGUGAAGAAAUUUGUCUUCCAAGAGUUUCGGGGUAAGAAAAGUGAGCUGGCGUUCCUCAAGUUCAUUGCUGAGAGAGCGCAAGUCCUGGAGAAGAUGGUGGUCAUGGUGGCCUCUAAAUUCUUCUCUUCAGCAGAUGCUGUCAAUGACAAGCUGAAGCCUCUGACUUCUGCAAUAUGGGCCAGUAAAGACUGUAAACUGAUUGUCUUCAAGAGUCCAUCCUCUGAUGAGGCAUCCCCUGCCUGGGCUUCCAAAAUAGCAUCUGAUUUUUCAUGUAGCGACCCUUUUGAUCUUCUGACCGCUGAUUCUGAACUCUGCAGUGGUGCCUCUGUGCUUCAACAUUCCAGCACUCUCUGA
This is a messenger RNA of Miscanthus lutarioriparius, 1431 nucleotides long. Lineage: Eukaryota; Viridiplantae; Streptophyta; Magnoliopsida; Poales; Poaceae. The record is from the annotation of a GenBank genome assembly.